AUCGGGCGCUGCCUUCAGUUCGUUUCUGACCAACAACGACUUCAACCUCUGACAUCCUCACUUUCCCCAUACGCGCCGUUUUGCCUGCCAUGUCUGUGUCGCCUGCAGUUCUCCGCCGCUUGAUGCGUGAGCUCAGUGAGCUCCAGACGAGCCCCCCGGAAGGGAUACGCGUUGUUACCAGCGAAGACAAUAUGCUGGACGUUACAGGCAUUGUAGAGGGCCCAGAGGGCACACCAUACGCUGGCGGAUACUUCAGAGUAAAGUUUGCGUUCACGGAAGAGUUCCCUGCUGCACCACCAAAGUGCCGCAUGAUAACCAAGAUCUUCCACCCCAAUGUCUCAGCCGCGGGCGAGAUCUGCGUUAACACCCUCAAGAAGGAUUGGAAAUCCACAUACGGCAUUGCACACAUCCUGGUGACCGUCAAGUGCCUGCUCAUUCACCCCAACCCCGAAUCCGCGCUGGACGAGGAAGCUGGCAAGCUGCUGCUGGAGAAUUACGACAGCUACUGUGACCGGGCCCGGCUAAUCACAAGCGUGCACGCGACGCCGCGGGUGCGCCCCACAGAGUUCGACAAGCCCGUGGGGUCCACCCCUUCCUCUUCAGCUGCCCCCGCUCCAUCGACCAGCAAGUCUGCGUCUUCGAAGUCAAUAUCGUCAAGUGCUUCCGCGAGUGCCACGACGGAGAAUUCUGCUCCGGUUACCUAUCCCCUUCAUGCAUCCACCCCCAAUACGUGCACGCUGUCGACGUCAGACUCGUCGCUGGCAGGCGAGAAGCCGACGGGCAAGGAACGCUUGACCUCCCCUGCCCCGCUUGGUACCGCAGACUCGAACGUAGCUGGCUCUACUGCUGCCGUACCCGCGGCUGCAGCUGCAAAGACGAAAGCGGUCAAGAGGGCUGCGACGGGUGGAGGGGCUGGAUCGGAGAAGCGGAAGAAGGCUCUCAAACGGCUAUAGUGUACGAGGGGCGGCGUGCUGAUGUUGUGCUUGUUCUAGUCGUUGGAUCAUUGUGUUUCUCGUGUCUGCUGUGGAUAUCACUACUUUUCUUUCGCAUGUGCAUGUUCUGUAUUUCAUUCCCGUUGCAUUUUCUCUGCAAGUCCUGCUGUCGUCAAUUGAGCGUCAUGCCUAUUACUAGUCUAGUACUAGUGUCGCGCACC
This is a messenger RNA of Fomitopsis serialis, 1153 nucleotides long. Its product is annotated as ubiquitin-conjugating enzyme/RWD-like protein. The coding region runs from base 90 to 953 and encodes 287 amino acids. The record is from RefSeq and is a predicted model, not a curated record. NCBI's taxonomy places the organism in Eukaryota, Fungi, Basidiomycota, Agaricomycetes, Polyporales, Fomitopsidaceae. The transcript is spliced from 4 exons.